UAUUUCGAUUUUGACCGACAUAACUGAAAAGGAGCGCUACUAAGAAGAUCACUUCUUACGUUGGAUAAGACAAGGUGACAUUCUGGUAUAGCUGUGCAGCACAAAAAAGAAGAAGUUGCGCUUUUACCUGAGUUACAUCCGGAGCCCAACACUUAGUAAGAACUGCACAGUUUUUUGGCAUAUCAGUUGUUGACCUUUCUAAAGCUAUGGAUUCAGGACACCUGAGGAACCUGGUGAAGAACCCAUGUGGAAAUGAUCAAUUUAAUCAUUGGGAAAUUAUUGAAAAUGGGGGCAGUAUGUGGCGCGUUGAGGAAAUGCCUGGAGACUGUGGAUAUGACUUUCCUGAUAGCUCCAUUCUAACAUACUUUGUGACAUCUUUUGAAAUUUGCUUAAAAGAACAGACCAUUGACCUUGUCUCUGAGGGCUACACCGAGGAGAUUCUGGACUCCGUGCAACCCAAAAUUGAAGUCCAAGACUGGUUUUCAGGAAGAAAAGACUGUGGCUGCAACUAUGAAUUACAUGUUAGUCUACUGAAUGGAAAUCUAGAGCCUGUUAAUGAGUUUAAAGCAGAGCCUGUAAACCUUGAUCCAGAUAAUGAAGACUGCAUUUGGAGGAAGGUCAGUCAUGCUUUUGAAGACUAUGGACCUGGAGUGCGUUUUGUUCGUAUACAGCAUGGUGGCCAAGACACUAAAUUCUGGGAUGGAUGGUUUGGUGUCCGGGUGACAAACACUUCAGUAGUGGUGCAUUCUUAAUCCCAAGCUCAUGUUGCACUAUUUAGCUAGCCCAAACACAUGCAUUUAUCAUGAACUUAAAUGCAUUCAAUCUUAAUGAAAUAACUUGUCUGUCAUGGUCAGCCAGAGUUCAUUUCAUUCCAGAUUUGGAAUACUGUAUCUGAAAGCAUGUGUUUGCCUGGAUCCCUUCUUCUUUAGCUUGACUUUAUAUCUGAUUACCUUUCUGUCUUUCAGUGUCUAUCUAGGAAAGAUGGCAAUGUGUUUCUCUCAAGCAUUUUCAACAGAAACUUAAAUGCAAAACAUCAGCAAAAUUUGGUCACCAAGAUAUAGAAUGCAUUGAAUUAAGCCAUGCGCAGAUCUUUGGAAAGUGCAUACAUUUACCAAGAUUAACACGUGAAAAUAAUAAUAAAUGAAUAAAUGCUGCUAAUAAGUCGGGUAUUAAAAUGAGUUAAAUGGGAUAUGUAGCCUAUUAUUAUGUAUAUAAAAAGAAACGAUGUAACUACUAACAGGCUUAAAUGUCAUGAGGCAAAGAAUAGAAAGUUAACUGAUAUCUCUAUUAAUAUGAACGGAGACAAGAAAAUAUGAAUCUCUUUCUUUCUUUCUUAGUUUGGUUUUUACUGUGAUUAGGCUCAAAAUAAGGUCAUGUGAAAAGACAAUUUAAUACAGUGCACCAAAAAAAAGAAGCAAAGCAGCAAUAACUUAUACCUCCAUUGUUAGUAGCGCUCUGGAAAACCUUGUAAACUCAGAAAAGCUUUUCUGUUAAGCCUGUAUUAAUGAUAAAGCCAUGAAGAAAC
Molecule: messenger RNA, 1525 nt
Organism: Polypterus senegalus (gray bichir)
Lineage: Eukaryota; Metazoa; Chordata; Cladistia; Polypteriformes; Polypteridae
Gene: fbxo2
Product: F-box protein 2
Exons: 6
Coding region: 207-752 (181 amino acids)
Biological process (GO): glycoprotein catabolic process; SCF-dependent proteasomal ubiquitin-dependent protein catabolic process
Cellular component (GO): cytoplasm; SCF ubiquitin ligase complex
Molecular function (GO): ubiquitin protein ligase activity
Source: RefSeq, a predicted model, not a curated record